CUCGGCCUUUAAGCUUGCGCGGUAGUUGCCGUUUGUCUCUCCCACAUAAAUAGCCCUCUUGGCCAACUUUUAUAGUAAUUUUUGAUACCCCUUGAGCGAUUCCCCCUUUGACCUGCUAAACUUCGAAAUAUGGCAUCCAUUCCUAUGAACAAGUAUUGGAUCCCGCAUCUAGACAUCCACAAGAGGGUCAUCACCCAAGAGCUUCAAUAUUAUUUGGGGCCAGAUGCCACCGUGAGACCGUACACUCGAGAAGGAGAAGAUGGAUUCUUGAUCACGACACCUGGGCCGUGUCUGACAGACGAACAGAUUGACGACAUCUGCCUGAAAUCCAAGGAAAUGUGGGAGCGGCAGGCGGCAGCGCGCUCGCAAUUGAAUCCCGAGAAGCCGUUGAAACGCCCACUGCAUCAACCAAUUUUAAUCUCCAAGGGCUCUGGGGAAGGGUCAAAACGCCGCGGAAAAGAUCGAAGAGGCCACGUUUCUCGGCGACCAUACGAUGACAAAAAGGGAAGCGAGACAUCCCGAAAGUGAUAUUUUGGGAAGCUUGCAAACUGUCUGGGGAUGCGGCAGAUCACCUGGGUACCCGAUGUAACGAAAUUGUGCCCGUCAGACAGAGCGAGAGCGUAACUCGCGAAGAACCCAAGCCAUGCGUUCCACUGCGGAGAGGGAUGUGGGCGAGCCUGUGUUGGUCGAGAAUGGAUUGUCUGAGAUUGAAAUCUGCAGGAGGAAGCCUCCAUCCAGCGAGGGAUUGCCAUCUGGCAUUGCUGAAGCCCCUGUGGAUCCCGAGGUUG
Molecule: messenger RNA, 788 nt
Organism: Hypoxylon fragiforme
Lineage: Eukaryota; Fungi; Ascomycota; Sordariomycetes; Xylariales; Hypoxylaceae
Exons: 3
Coding region: 130-528 (132 amino acids)
Source: RefSeq, a predicted model, not a curated record